This is a messenger RNA of Ostertagia ostertagi, 972 nucleotides long. Lineage: Eukaryota; Metazoa; Nematoda; Chromadorea; Rhabditida; Trichostrongylidae. The record is from the annotation of a GenBank genome assembly.
AUGUUGAUGGGCAAAGUUCUCUGUCGUGUGACUCCACGUCAAUUGAUGACAUCACGUUUGAUCGCCAGCACGAUGGUUUCUGGAGCUCAUCGUGUAACGGGAUGUGCGAUGGCCUGUGUGCUACUUUUUGGAGGUGUUGGAUUUGCUUUGCUGCCUUUCAACUUCACACAAUUUGUGGAUUACAUUCGUAGUUGGCACAUUCCACCGGUGAUCACCUCUGCUUUCAAGUUCGUCAUUGCUUUCCCUAUCAUCUUCCAUACACUGAAUGGAAUUCGAUUCAUCGGGUUCGAUUUAGCGAAGGGAGUAGACAACACGGCGGCGAAUAUGAGUGACUCAGCCAAUGAUGCUCCCGAUUUCGAGAACCCUAGGCUUCAGAUUGAGGGAUUCGUGGUUGACUACAUCGCUUGGCGAAUUAAGCAAGACAAAAUGGAGUGGUUUGAGCAACCGGAGCUGCCAUUCGGUACACAGCCCGAGCACGAGAUGAUGAGGCAAGUUGCUCAUAUUUUCGAACGGCGGCAUCGCACCGAAUUGAAUGAAUUUGCAGAUGACUUGCUUGAAAAUGAAGACCUGACGUUCAGCCGUUAUUGCGAUAUUGUUGACGAAUUCGGUCGAACUGCAGACGAAAUGGAAAACGGAAUGUCGUACGGACGGCUAGUUGGAUUGAUAUCCUUUGGUGGAUUAGUAGCCGCAAGAAUGUAUGCACGAAACUUUCGACGAGAAGUACGGCAGUUGGCGACUUAUACAGCGAAGUUCAUCGAUAAGCGGAUACGAUUGACAUGGGUUGAAGAUGAGAGGAGUUGGAAGAACUUCAUGACGAUCGGAGCUGAUAUAGUCCGCCGCGAUGCUAUACAACGUGAAGCAGCUGAGCGACAGCGAGUGACCCGUCGAUGGAGUCUGAUUGGUAUUGGCGCUGCCGCUUUAGUCGGAGUGGGCGCAAUUAUUGGUACCCGUGUGUUGUUAGGAGCGAAGUAG